GUCCUGGACUGGUUUGUGCAGAUCUGCCUGGCUCUGAAGCACGUGCACGACCGGAAGAUCCUCCACAGGGACAUCAAAUCACAGAACAUAUUCCUGACUAAAGACGGGACCGUACAGCUCGGAGACUUUGGGAUCGCACGGGUGCUCAACAGCACUGUAGAGCUGGCCAGAACGUGUAUUGGCACGCCGUAUUACCUGUCCCCUGAGAUCUGUGAGAACAAACCGUACAACAACAAGAGUGAUGUUUGGGCCCUUGGGUGUGUCCUGUAUGAAAUGUGCACCCUUAAGCAUGCAUUUGAGGCCGGCAACAUGAAGAACCUGGUUCUGAAGAUCAUCCGGGGCUCCUACCCCCCCGUCUCCCUGCAUUACUCCCAGGACCUGCGCUCUCUGCUGGGCCUGCUGUUCAGACGCAGCCCGAGAGAGAGACCCUCCGUCAGCAGCGUGCUGGAGAAGCCCUUCCUCUGUUACAGGAUUCAGAGCUUCCUCUCUCCUCAGAUCAUCGCUCAGGAAUUUCGCCAUAAUUUUCUUCACAAGCAGCCUAAAGUGGGCGUGGUGCCGGGACCAGCAGCCAAGCGUCCGACCCCCGGCUCCAUCCCCCCCGCUCAGAGGAUCACGAAACCAGCCUGUAAAUACGGAGUGCCUUUAACCGUGAGGAAGGACGCCGCCAAGAGACCUGCAGACAGGAAACCAGCCGUGAGACACAGACCUGCCCCUCCCCCUGCAGCCCCCCCCAGGAGAGUGAGUCACGUGGAGGAAGAGAGGAAGAAACAUGAGGACGGCAUGAGGAGGAAGAGGAUGGAGCUGAUCGAGAGGGAGAGGAAACAGAGAGAGCAGAUGAUCCUGUUUAAAGCGGAGCAGAUGAAGAGAUAUGAAAAGGAAAAGAUAAACCGGAUAAACCAGGCCAGAGAGCAGGGCUGGAGACACGUGCUGAGCUCCAGUGGAGGCAGCAGCCCCGAGAGGAAGUGUUUUGCAGGGGGGGGGCAGUGGGCCGGUCCGGGUUACCUUCCCAGUAAAACUCCGUACGAACACUACCACGCUGCUGCUGGACCAGAUGAGAGGAGCGUCUCCGGCACCAGGCAGCCCGGCACCAGGCACCCGGCACCAGGCAGCCCGGCACGGGUCCCGGCGGCUGCAGGCCCGGUUCUGCCCAGCAGCCCGGCCCGGGUCCUGAACCCGGACGCCAUCAAGAGGGAACUGCAGCGUCUGCAGCACGACUCUAAAGCUGCUCACAUCAGCCGGUCUCGGGGUCACAUGGCUGCAGGACGGGCCUAUCAGGUGGAAGAGUUUCUGCAGAGGAAGAGAGAAGCCAUGCUCAACAAGGUGCGAGCCGAGGGACAGCUGGGAACGCGGCAAAACCUGGCAGCGACGUACGGGAGCCGGGGGGGCUCGAUCCGCUUCAGGAGGCCCAGAGCCAACCGGGAGGAGGAGGAGUAUCUAUCCAGACUGAGGCAGAUCCGCCUGCAGAACUUCAACGAGCGUCAGCAGAUCAAAGCCCGGCUCAGAGGAGAGAAGUACGACAGCGACGGGUCAGACAGCCAGGAGUCCAGCGAGGAUGCCGAGCUCAAGAGAAGGAAGAUCGAGGCGCUAAAAGCUCAAGCUAACACUCGAGCUGCUGUGCUGAGAGAGCAGCUGGAGAAGAAGAGGGUGGAGGCGCUGGAGAGGGAGAAGAGAGCCUGGGAGGAGCACCUCGCAGCUCGGGGGGUGAAGCCUGGCGUCGCUGCAGCAGGACACGUAGCUUCAUCAUCAUCGUCUUCAUCAGAUCCUCCUCAGACCUCUCAGCCAGACGCUGCUGCUGCUGCUGAAGCCAUCUCCAUGACGGCCGCCCUGAAGAACGUUGGAGCGGUGACUCCACUGAAAGAGAAGUCAGCUCAGCCGGAGACUGCUGCCGUCCUCCAG
This is a messenger RNA of Gymnodraco acuticeps, 1896 nucleotides long. It is a transcript of the gene nek1, whose product is annotated as NIMA-related kinase 1. Gene Ontology annotation, biological process: protein phosphorylation. The record is from RefSeq and is a predicted model, not a curated record. Lineage: Eukaryota; Metazoa; Chordata; Actinopteri; Perciformes; Bathydraconidae. Gene Ontology annotation, molecular function: protein kinase activity; ATP binding.